Hyaena hyaena (striped hyena) is the source of this 2383-nucleotide messenger RNA. RefSeq names its product GDP dissociation inhibitor 2 (gene GDI2). Bases 236 to 1573 code for a protein of 445 amino acids. Gene Ontology annotation, molecular function: Rab GDP-dissociation inhibitor activity. The transcript is spliced from 11 exons. The record is from RefSeq and is a predicted model, not a curated record. Lineage: Eukaryota; Metazoa; Chordata; Mammalia; Carnivora; Hyaenidae. Gene Ontology annotation, biological process: vesicle-mediated transport; protein transport; small GTPase-mediated signal transduction. Gene Ontology annotation, cellular component: cytoplasm.
CCCCCCCGUCUUCCCUCCCCUCCCUGCCCAGCUCUUCUCUUCCCGUCUGAGGUGGCGGCCGGCGUCCCUUCUCUCCAGCUCCGUUUCGCCUCUAGCCCUGGCUUCCCGUUUUGCUCGGGCCCCGAGACCGGUCUGAGCGCUCCCCCUGUCGCCUCAGGGUGGCCGAGUAGCCCCGGGCCCCUCGAGUCCCUGCGUUUUCUCCCUUCCUGGGCUUCGGUGCUGGUCCUCCCCCGCCAUGAAUGAGGAGUACGACGUGAUCGUGCUGGGCACCGGCCUGACGGAAUGCAUCCUGUCAGGUAUAAUGUCAGUGAAUGGAAAGAAAGUUCUUCACAUGGAUAGAAACCCGUAUUACGGAGGAGAAAGUGCAUCUAUAACACCUCUGGAAGAUUUAUACAAGAGAUUUAAAAUACCAGGAGCACCACCAGCAUCAAUGGGGAGAGGAAGAGACUGGAAUGUUGACUUAAUUCCUAAGUUCCUUAUGGCCAAUGGUCAGCUGGUGAAGAUGCUGCUUUAUACAGAGGUCACCCGCUAUCUGGAUUUCAAAGUGACUGAAGGGAGCUUUGUCUAUAAGGGAGGAAAAAUCUACAAGGUUCCUUCCACCGAAGCAGAAGCCCUGGCAUCUAGCUUAAUGGGACUGUUUGAAAAACGUCGCUUCAGAAAAUUCCUAGUGUAUGUUGCCAAUUUUGAUGAAAAAGAUCCCAGAACUUUUGAGGGCAUCGAUCCUAUGAAGACCGUGAUGCGGGAUGUGUACAAGAAAUUUGACUUGGGACAGGAUGUCAUAGAUUUUACCGGCCAUGCCCUGGCACUUUACAGAACCGAUGACUAUUUAGAUCAACCAUGCUGUGAAACCAUUAAUAGGAUUAAACUUUACAGCGAGUCUCUGGCAAGAUAUGGCAAAAGCCCGUACCUUUACCCACUCUAUGGCCUCGGAGAGCUGCCCCAGGGGUUUGCCAGGCUAAGCGCUAUUUAUGGUGGUACCUACAUGCUCAACAAGCCAAUUGAGGAAAUCAUUGUGCAGAACGGAAAAGUGAUUGGUGUGAAAUCUGAAGGAGAGGUGGCUCGCUGUAAGCAGCUCAUCUGCGAUCCCAGCUACGUCCAAGACCGGGUAGAAAAAGUGGGCCAGGUGAUCCGAGUGAUCUGCAUCCUCAGCCACCCCAUCAAGAACACCAACGAUGCCAACUCCUGCCAGAUCAUCAUUCCCCAGAACCAAGUCAACCGGAAGUCAGAUAUCUACGUCUGCAUGAUCUCCUCCGCACACAACGUGGCGGCGCAGGGCAAGUACAUCGCCAUCGUCAGUACGACUGUGGAGACCAAGGAACCGGAGAAAGAAAUCAGACCUGCUCUGGAGCUUUUGGAACCGAUUGAACAGAAAUUUGUCAGCAUCAGCGACCUCCUUGUACCAAAAGAUUUGGGAACAGAAAGCCAGAUCUUUAUUUCCCGCACGUACGACGCUACGACUCACUUUGAGACAACUUGUGACGACAUUAAAGACAUCUAUAAGAGGAUGACUGGAUCCGAGUUUGACUUCGAGGAAAUGAAGCGCAAGAAAAAUGACAUCUACGGGGAAGACUAACGGCAGUACAUCUCAUCAUCUCGUUAGGACAGACUUCCCUUUGGCAAAUGACGCGUUCCGUAUGAAAUCCAUAUUGUAAGGCCUGCUUUUGUAAUCACCACGGAGAUUGCGGAGCACGGCACCAGUCCAUGCUCCUCCCUUUCUAAUAUCAUGUAUUCACGUGUUUUCCCGGAGUGGCUGUCACAGUUGGCAGGUGACCACAUUCUGUUCGGUUUAACCCAUCCUGGCUUUUUUUUUUUCUCCUAGUGAAGCAUCCGUUUAAAAACCCUCGUGAUACGGAUACAGAGCACUUGAUACAGGAUUUGUAUCUUUUAAUCAGUGUAGCCUUUGCAGGCGCGCUGCUGCUCGAGAGUCGGGUUGGUGGUGGGCCUGCUUUCUGUCCUCUUGACAUUAAGGAGAAUCAAAAUGGACUAUUCCAGAAUUCGGGACCGCCUCCCUACGUCCUCCCUACACCUUCACAUCUCGUAUCCUGUCAAGUAUUAUGACAGCACCCACGUAACACGGCCACAAGGCGGGGAUCCGUGGGCCUGAAAUUCUAACACAAGUCCAGACCAUAAGAGUCCUUUUGGAGGAAGCCCGUGUGCGGUGGUGUUUUAACCUGAUAAAAUUAAGGAGAGCAGAGGGGAAGGAAACCUAUCGUAAAGCAGGUAAACGUAGAAGCUUCUUUUGUAUCCCAGGUGUGGCUUCUUCGACGGACCAAGCUGCGAUGCAGUAUUGAUUUGACAGAGCCUUCAUUUCAAUGAUGUCUGUCUCCAGAUGGCUCCACAUGAUUUCUGUGCUGCAAAAUAAAGCCAAACUCUGGAAACCGGU